AUGGAGAGCACUGUCACAGCUACAGAGCACGACGGGGGCUCUCGCAGAGAGCGGCCAUGGCUGUAUGCAUCGAAUCGCAAGCUGCGCCAUCUUUAUGGUAUAUCUGUCCGAAAUCUGGUCGUUACACCCCCAAUAAAUCGAGCGCGCGGCAAGACCAUUGAUGACGACGACAUCCCAAACGCCCUUACAUCACCCUCGAAGAUUCUGGCGCAGAAUGAGAGCCGCUCUUUACAUCCUUCGCGAUCCUUUACCGACCUCAAUUCACGCUCAAAUCCCCAAAGCCAUGCAGAACCGAAGCUUGUCAGACGCGAAUCGCGACGACGAAGUCUCCUUCCUUGGAAUGACCCCAAUCCUCGAACGAGACAGGUGAGCUUGGAAGAUAUCACAAAGAGUCGCAUGGCAGAUACUUGGGUGUCUAUUCACUGCGACGAUGUUGAUGAGCCGGUUUAUAUUAGCGAGGUGGUUAGUAAGGCUACCAACCCAAGCUUUCGUUCUUUCGACCUGAACUUCUGUGGGCCUGGUGUCUCUAGGAAGGACACAUUGACUCUGAAGCUCUGGGCGAAGACAGAAAAGAUGGCGGAGUAUAUGCUGCUUGUCGAAUUGCAGCUUCACCUACGGUCCCUACAAUUUCUGGGCAGAACUAUCGAAAGCUUCCACCACCCACUACCCGCGAACUCCAUCUUGUUCCACUUUCCAGAUGGGGUGUACACCAAUUUAACAAAUCUUCCGUCGGUCGAGCCAUCUCUCGGCGGCGCAGGCCACCGGGCUACUGCUGAUGGAGCUGCGCUGCCCACAUCCUCAUACGACGCAUUGAUGCGGUUGGCCAACCUGGAUGAAUGCGUUCAGGAUGCGCUAGCGACUCGAGAGAAGCUAGAGGUACAGAUUGGCGAUAUUCUCAAGAAAAACGAGGAUGCACUUGCUACCCAAAGUGAUGCGGCUAAGGCGCAGGAUCGCCUCGCCUCCAUCAAGCAGGCAGUUGCAACCGAGCGAAAGCAACUUCGGGCAUCCGCCAAGCGCAAGGCCGAUCUCAUUGCAAGCAUCAAAUCUCGGAAGGAUGCUAUGGAACAGGGUCGAACUGCACAAGAAAAAGCUCGAAGUCAUCUCCCAGAUGCCCAGGAAAAGCUGGUCUCUAGCGAGCAAUUACUCCAUCAGACCUCGGAAGAUGCCAAGGGUCAGAUUCGGCGUAUCGCCGAGGACCUAAUGGUCAUCUACCCAAUUGAGCCCAUUCCAGAUAAAUCACUCGCCUUCACUAUCGCAGGACUACCACUCCCCAACUCGGACUUCGAAGACAUCGACCGUGACAUGGUUGCAGCAGCACUGGGCUUUACCGCUCACGUAGUAUACCUGCUCUCGUUCUACCUAUCCGUGGCCAUCCCUUACCCCGUCAGCCCAAACCAGUCGAUAUCCCUAAUCCAGGAUCACAUAUCCGCAGAUCUUCCGCAGCGCAUAUUUCCCCUUUACCCGGUCAGCGUCCAGUAUCGAUUUGAGUAUGGUGUCUUUCUCCUAAACAAGAAUAUUGAGUUUUUGCUCAACAAGUGUGGCAUUCGAGGCCUGGAUAUUCGACAUACUCUUCCCAACAUCAAAUACCUUCUCUACAUUUUGACUGCGGGUACACCGGAGAUCCCUGCUCGUAAAGCGGGCGGUAUUCGAGGCCUCCUUGGUACAAAAAUGACCCCUAAUUUAUCUCGGCGAGGGAGCAUUGAAAGUGCGGCAUCUGGUGAAUUAGUUCCGCCACGGAAGGCAUGGGACUUGGUUUCGAAAAUGAACGGAAGUCUUGCUUUGGAUCAUGGGGCCAAGCCUCCAGUGACCACAAACCACCCGCUGGCGUCGCGCGUUGCUUAG
Molecule: messenger RNA, 1842 nt
Organism: Penicillium pulvis
Lineage: Eukaryota; Fungi; Ascomycota; Eurotiomycetes; Eurotiales; Aspergillaceae
Product: putative UV radiation resistance protein (UVRAG)
Exons: 2
Coding region: 1-1842 (613 amino acids)
Biological process (GO): SNARE complex assembly
Cellular component (GO): endosome; lytic vacuole
Molecular function (GO): SNARE binding
Source: RefSeq, a predicted model, not a curated record